AUGAUCGAACACACCAGCGCGUUCUCUUUUUCUGACUUCUAUGAGAGAACUGUCGGCGAAGAAGGCUGGCAACGAGUCUCCGAUGGAGACAUGGAGCACCUAAUGGACGCCCUGUUCGCUGAAAGGUUAUUCGAUCGCAGAAGCAGGCAGUGGAAGGCGCUCAGAAAGAAACCCUUCAUUGAAUACGCUGCAGAUGGCAUGGCAGAUAUCUCGCGUCGCCUAGCAUCCGUCGCACCUACUGUCUGCAAAGCGCACUUUGCCACAGGCAAGCCGACCGCGGAGAUUAUCAAACUGCGUUCAGCGCAUCGGAUCUUUGGACAAGAUGACACCCCACUGGCUUGUGCGGCUAUCGUAAACUACCUCUCUGACCCUACGUAUCAGCGCGAGGCUCGAGCUGGCUCUGCUUACAAUCAUACGCUAUCGAGGGACCAGUCGGGUGGCUCGGACUUGAUCUACUCGGCCGAUGUGGCUGUACUCUGGCAUCUCGAGAGCUUCCAAGAUCGUGAAUCUAUCGAAGAGAACGAAAUGAAGUCCGCGAACGCUGCACGGUACAUGCUCUACAAUGAUGUCCGUCGCACGCACGUCUUCGCUGUCACGAUGGAAGGCACUAGCGCGAGACUUUGGUGUCAUUCGCGUUCGGGCUCUGUCGUCACAUCACGCUUCGACAUACACAAGGACGCUCGAGAGCUCGUUCAAUUCCUUCUCUUCUCCACCUUUGCCACCCCUAGUCAGCUUGGUUUCGAUCCUACCGUCCGUCGCGUGGUAGACAGCUCAGGCAAGCUCCACUACCAGUUUGACGUCCUCUGCUGCGACGGCGCGAUGCACACCUUUCAAUCCGUGAAGAUCGAGCACGAUAGACUCGAGGCACCCCUGCAUAGUCGUGCCACCAGCGUCUUCAAGGUCUUUGACAUAGGUGCUGAGACUGACUCUUACAAGGCGCUUCGCGAUUACUGGCCAUCUGAGGACGACUUUGCAUCGCAGGAAUCAGUCAUCCAACAGGAGGUCCUCGACGCUCUGAAGGCGAGACUACCAAAAGAGGAAUAUGAGAAGUUACGACCCCACUUCAUGACGAUACUCGCUGACGGCCCGGUGCAUCGUCGCUCUGGUUCUCGUGGCGGCGAGUCUGAGCGCGAGACUGGGCUAGAUGAUUCUGCUGAACCUGAGCGCAAGCGCUGUCGGACCGUUUAUGAGGAGCAUUGUCAGGCUCUCUGGUAUGUAGACGAUCCCGCGGUGUUCUUCUUCGCGUUGGCGCAGGUCAUGUACGUCCUGAACAAUCUGCGCCGCGCGGGCUACGUAUACCGCGAUGUUAGCUCGGGAAAUAUCCUGGUGCAGACCCUUGCAUCCGCAACGGACUCCGCGGCUCUUUCCGACUGCUACAUAACGAAGGUCUCCGACCUCGAGUACGCUAAGGCCUACGACCAGCUGACUUUGGAAGAGCCCAGAUUGGGAACGUGUCUUUUCAUGGCGGUUGAGGUGCAGGCUCAAGCGCACCUAUUCUGCGAUCCGGACGACAUGGACCUCGUGGCCAACGGAUAUUUCCACCACAACUUCCUCCACGACGUCGAGUCGGUCAUCUGGAUGGCGCUCUACUUCAUUACUGGACGCUGCAGCCGCGAAGUCUACGAGACCUUGGAAUGGUACGAAUUGCGCGAACACAUCAAGGAAGUCAAGACGUAUGAGAAGCAAAUCCUUCCCUUCGACUCUAACGGCAGUCACGUACGCGAGGAAGUCGUGACUGGGUUGCGUCAACGGCGAAAGCUGCUCUCGCAUCUCAAGCGUCUAUACGGAGACGAUACGCCCUUGACGAAGAUCGUCGAUGCUCUGGACUGCCUCCGCGAUACCUAUCGCGCUGUCGAGAAUGACCGGACGAUCAACUGCGAGCAUAGGACGGCGUGUACCAAAACAGACCCUCUCACACCGCGCUUGCCAGAAUCUGUCUUCGAGAAGAACGCGCAGAUCUACGAGACCCUUCGGGAAAUCUUCGAGGACAUCAGCCAAUACUUCGUGGACACGAAGCACUCGCUCGUCAAGUUCUCUGAUCUCGACUAUCUGACUGGGAAGUUCCUCGUUCAGGAUCGAUACUCAAGCUCGACGGUUUUGAAGGGCGGAAAGGACGCAGCUGCGCCGAACGUUGAGGCGAAUUCGGGGAUGGACGGCGCGUCGGCGAAGGCGAUAAAGAAACGGAAAAGGACAGACGCGAAAGAGGAAGGAACGAGCGCCAAGCGAAUCCACGCGGACCCUUCGACCUUAAUCACUGCAGGCUGUGCCAGCGCGUCGACGCGCAGCAGCAGGGUGACGGCGGUGCGCGGUAGUCGUAGUCGGUAAGGGCGGUGCAAACCCCGUGCGAGAACCCACACGACGAUCGGCAAGGCUCGCAAGUCGGACGCUUCAUGGAGCUUGAAGGAUGGCGUCUUUAACGUCUCGGAAUUCGAGCUUUGGAAGGAAGCGGGACGAAGGAAGGGGCAGCGCCGGCGCGCGAGUGUGAUGAAGGUGGUGAACGUGUAUUUUAUUCAGAAUAGAACAGCUUGAGACAACGAU
Molecule: messenger RNA, 2538 nt
Organism: Schizophyllum commune H4-8
Lineage: Eukaryota; Fungi; Basidiomycota; Agaricomycetes; Agaricales; Schizophyllaceae
Exons: 5
Coding region: 1-2325 (774 amino acids)
Source: RefSeq, a predicted model, not a curated record